Messenger RNA from Pseudoliparis swirei, 4879 nucleotides. It is a transcript of the gene cracd, whose product is annotated as capping protein inhibiting regulator of actin dynamics. Lineage: Eukaryota; Metazoa; Chordata; Actinopteri; Perciformes; Liparidae. The record is from RefSeq and is a predicted model, not a curated record. The transcript has 9 exons. Gene Ontology annotation, biological process: maintenance of gastrointestinal epithelium; negative regulation of barbed-end actin filament capping. Bases 440 to 3364 code for a protein of 974 amino acids.
GCGAGGACUGGCUGUACGCGCGUGCGUGUGUGCAUCUCCCCUGUCGGGCACCCGCACCGGCAGCAGCAUCAGCAGCAUCAGCAACACAAAAGGGUCGCAGCAGCAGCAGCAGCUCGGCAGGAGGAGCAGCGGGAGGAGCAGCGGGAGGAGCAGCAGGAGGAGCGCGCUUCAAGAGAGGAGGCGACAGGGCCGGUUCCAGCCCUUCAAGCGACUCUUUGGGAGGAAGAAGAAGAAGAGGAGGGAGGCGCAGGGCUUCGAUGGAGCGGCGCUGAAGGCCGGGUUCUCCAGCGGGGGGGCGGUGUGCAACGGGGUCGCCUCCGACGAUGAGGAGUCCAGUCAAAAUCUGAGGGAGUUGAAUCCCAUCGGUUGUCGAGCUCUGUCACACGACAGCAUCUUCAUCCCGGAGGAGCCGGUGGCCGAGCCCAGUCCGGAACCCACCAUGUCCCAGGAGAACGUGUCGGAUAAAGUGAGGAACCUGCAGCGGCAGAUAGCACAAGGCAUCAAGUUCGGCCAGAGGCCUUCGUCUCAGAGGAAGAGCGAGGGAGACGAGGGGAGUUCGGAUGAGGAAGAGGUCCCCCAGAGCCCCCUGAAGGUCCCGGCCCGGGUAGAAACCGAACCAGCAGCGGAGCCGAAGCAGGUCCAGGGCCCUCAGCAGGCCGGCCCGGCCCCCCCUGUGAGGUCCCCGAGGUCCAGACGGGUCCUUUCGCCCGCCGGCACCAUCGAGUCCAUCAACCUGGACUCCGUCCCCCAGUCGGCGCCUCGCCUGGACAACACGGCCGCCAAGCACAAGCUGUCCGUCAAACCCAAGAACCAGAGGGUGUCCCGGAAACACCGGCGCUUCACGCAGGACCUCCAGGAGGUCUCCAUUCCCGGAGCGGUGCGGGAGGACGCCGAGGAGGCGGGCGUCUCCACGGACGAGCGGCGCCGAGCGUCCGUCGAGUCCCUCGAAAGCUUCGAGAGACUGGAGACGAGGAGGAGGAGGAGGGAGCUGGAGGAGCAGAGGGUCCAACAGGAGGAAGAGGAGAGGAGGAAGCGAGCGGCGGAGGAGGAGGAGCUGAGGCUGCGCGAGCUGGAGGAGGAGGAGAGGUGUCAUAAACAGCGGGAGGAGGAAGAGCGACGCCUCAGACAGGAGAGGAGGAGCAGGGAGGAGGAGGAGAUAAGGAUCAGAGAGGAAGAGGAAAGGAGGCAGAGGGAGGAGGAGGAAAGGAGGAUCCGGGAGGAGGAGGAGAGGAGACGACUGGAAGAGCAGAGAAGGAAACGACAACAACGGGAGGAGGAGGAGGAAGCGAGGAGGCAGCGGGAGCUCGAGGCGGAGAGGAAGAGAAAGCUAAGGGAGGAAGAGGAGGAAAGAAAGAAAAAGGAGGAAGCGGAGAAGCUGAGGCUGCAGGAGACGGAGGAGAAGAAGCACAAGGAGGCGGAGGAGAGGAUGAGGAAGGAGCAGGAGGAGCAGAGGAGGGCCGAGGAGCUGCGCUGGAGGGAGAUGGAGGAGCGGCAGACACCCUUCUCCUUCAAAGUCUCCUCCUCCGGCGAGAAACAGAUUUUGUUCCAGAAGGUCCACCUGACGCCCGUCACGCCGGCGGCCUCCGGCCACCAGGGCGGCGGCGGUGCGUCCGAGCAACGAGAGAGCGCCAAGGCCUCCUGCUCCGAAGGCCCAGAGUCCCCCAACCUGCCGGCGUCUCCGUACGUCCCCCACACCGCCAUCUUGGUGACGGGCGCCCAGCUCUGCGGGACGUCGGUCAACCUGAACCAGAUCAAGGACACGGCGUGCAUGUCCCUGCUGGGCCUGGGCGACGGCCGCAAGGCGCAGGGAACGCCGCCGACCAAGAGCAAGACGUCGCCCGACCGCAAGUCCGGCAAAACCAAGUCGCUCAACGAGUCCUCGCUCUCCCCGGACCAGUCGGUCCUGGCCGAGUGGGCGAGCAUCAGGUCGAAGAUCUUCAAGGGGGUGGAGGACGGGAAAUACGACGAGCACCAGGACCCGAGCAAGAACCAGCCCGACGGCUCCCACACCAACCUCAGGAAGACCAUGUCGGCCAGCGCCAAGUUCUCCAUCACCCCUGCGAAGAAGAAGUUCGGAGAUUCAAACAGGAACUCCGAGGUGUUCGGCGCCGACGAGAAGGACGCCGUGGCGGAGGCCGCCGCUCCGUCCGCCGCUCCGUCCGCCGAUCCGUCCGCCGCUCCGUCCGCCGCCACGACGCCGGUUCCGGUUCCGACCGGGAAACCUCAGAACAAGUCGAGCAAAACCGUCCGGAUCGCCGAGAGAGGCUCCGAGGAGUGCGUGUUCGCCAAGGACCUCCCCUCGUUCCUGGUCCCCAGCCCCGGGGCCAAGUCCGAGGCGCCGGAGUCGCCCGAAGGCAGAGAGGAGCCGGACGGCGAGGACCAGCUGUCGACGUUCGGCAUCAAGCUGAGGAGGACCAACUUCUCGCUCCGCUUCCACAGCGAGCAGUCGGCCGAGAAGAGGAAGAAGCGGUACAGCGCCGGGGACAGCUUCGACGGCGUCCCGUCGCCCCUCACCCCCAUCGAGCCGGACUCCGACGGUUCCUCCGUCUUCUCCGACAAAUCCACAAGUCCCACGUCGCCUCAGAGAGAAGUCGCGGCGGGAAAGUACUUGCACGCCACCGCCGGCGCCGCCGCCCCUCGGGCCAAACCGGGUAAAUCUACCGAAGGCGACAAAGUGCUCUCCAAGCCGCCGAUCUACCGGAGGCCGACCGCGUCCCCGACCCCGCCGCCGUCGCCACCGGCGGUCGCCCAGUCGCACCGGAGCGACCGCCAAGGCCACGCCCCGGUGGAGGAGGAGCCGAAGGAGAAGAGGUCCUUCUUCCCCUCCAUUAACAUCCCCUGGAGGGAGAAGGCGGACAGGAAGUCGGAGCUCAUCAAGAAAGACAAGCCGUCGCUGCAGAGCCGGCACUCGCUGGACAGCGCCAAGGCCCAGGAGGCCGGGCCCUUGUGGAUCACGCUGGCCCUGCAGAAGCAGAAGGGCUUCAGGGACCAGCAGCAGAGCCGCGAGGACCGCCGGAGCCACCGGGAGAUCAAGCUGGCGGUGAAGCAGGCCCGGGAGCGAGAGAGCGUCACGCUGCCGCCGAGCGGCGCCGCGAGUCCGAGUCCCAAACCGCCGACGCCGGAGGAGCCCAAGAGACCCGACAGCCUCCUGGGGCGCCUGGAGCGCCGGGACCACCUGAAGAAAGCCAACACUCUGCCGAGCUCCGUCACCGUCGAGAUCUCAGACUCCACGCCGUCGCCGCCCGCCGUGACAAAGCGCUUCCCCUCCGCCGACUCGCCGCAGGUGUCCACGGAGCCGGCUUGGCUGGCGCUGGCCAAGAGGAAGGCCAAAGCCUGGAGCGACUGUCCCCAGAUCAUCAAAUAACGCCCCACAAGCCCCGCCCCCCCGGACUGCACACCGCCCCACUGGACUCUGAGGCACCUGGAGAGGCAUCACCACCACCCCCCCAUAAAAAAAAAGAAAACAAAAAAAACUCAUGAAAAAUCCUCCUGACUCUGACAUAAGUAUCAUCAUCAUCAUCAUCAUCAUCAUCGUGACCCAACACACACACACACACACUGGCUGGCACUAUUAUCAUGUUUGAAGUGCGCUUCACGUUCAAAUAUUCCGAUACAAUUGAACAGAUAUACGUAAACAAUUGUUGACACUGUAACCACUCCCACAUGUCACCGUCUGGCCAAUCACAGCCGGCCGUUGCUAUAGCCACGCCCCGGUGGUAUGUUGUCCGUGAAUCAGCGGCUGUGCGGUGGCGAAGCUGUCGGUGUUUUAAGGGCUACAGGAACCAGAAGUCACGUGACCCCCCUGUGACCCCUCUGGGAUCUGCUGCAGGUAUUAUUUAUGGGAAGUGGUGGAUUUUAUGGGGAGCCCAUGGAGGGAUUACUGAACAGACAAGAGACGUACAACGACUACAAAGAAACUUAAAGGGACAACAAAGAGACACAAAACAGCCUCAACAGGACAGAAUGAACACAGAUGCUACAUAGAGACAAAAACAGAUACAAAGACACACAAAACAGCCUCAACAGGACACCAAAUGAACAGAGAUGCUAUAAUGAAGCUCCCGACUAUUAAAAACAGCAACAAAGACUCAAAGUCACCAGGCAGAGAUGUGAAACAGCUACAAAGAGACUCAUGACAAUGAAAAGGAGCAAUCCUGCUACAAAGAGACACAAAACAGAUACAAAUAACGGAUACAUUGAGACACAGACAAAUAAUGGAUACAAAGACACAAAACAGAUACAUUGAGAUACAAAGAGACACAAAACAGCCACAAAGAUUCAACAUCACCACACAGAUGUGAAACAGCUACAAAGACACAACUAUCCAGAAGAGGCUCACUGACUCGACCAAGGGAUCAUGAAGUGUGUGUGUGUCCUCUUUCUAGAGGGGGGUCUCAGAAUCCGUCCACCGGUCGGUCACAUUACAGUAACUGAGCCUUUUAUUUAUCCUCGUUUUGUACUCUAAACUAAGCUGAAGCGUAACGAGCGUCACUGUGACGGCCGUCCAACGUUGUUCAACGCUGUCGUUACCCACACGGCGGGGUGCACCUGAACGCAGCACCGAAGACCUCGUGUUACGGGGCCUGAGGCGGUGACCCGCACACACCACGACACGCCCGUAACACACCGUAACACGCUGUGACACACGGGGGACUGGAGGCCAUCACCUCCUCCAUGAGAGGAGGAGGAGGAGGAGGUCUGGAUGGAGUCAGUCACGUCUUUGUUUUCCGCCGUGUCGUGAGGCCGUCUUGUUGUGUCAUGAGAUGACACGUUUGGUAUUAUUUGCACUUUUUUUUUGUCCCCAGAGAAAAUUCUUUUUAAAAAAGGGACAAAAAAUGUUAAGAAUAAUGUAAAUAAAAUACUGAUGUCUAAUCUGAGG